Messenger RNA from Fonsecaea multimorphosa CBS 102226, 3897 nucleotides. RefSeq lists its product as uncharacterized. Lineage: Eukaryota; Fungi; Ascomycota; Eurotiomycetes; Chaetothyriales; Herpotrichiellaceae. The transcript has 2 exons. Gene Ontology annotation, cellular component: transcription factor TFIID complex. Bases 1 to 3897 code for a protein of 1298 amino acids. Gene Ontology annotation, molecular function: transcription cis-regulatory region binding; chromatin binding; RNA polymerase II general transcription initiation factor activity. The record is from RefSeq and is a predicted model, not a curated record. Gene Ontology annotation, biological process: transcription initiation at RNA polymerase II promoter.
AUGGAGCCUCCAGGGGACCAGCAGCCCAUAACUGAAGAGCCAUCGUUCACCGUCGCGCAUCAAAAGGUUGAACUUGAGAUCAACUUCAGCCAGUAUCUUAGUGGAAGGACCGAGAUUACCAUCUAUCCUGAUUCGGCAGACCUCAAAGAGAUAAGCUUGCAUGGGCGACAGUGUACCAUCAACAAGGUCUUGGUCAACGGCAUUCCGCCAUCAUCGGUACGCCAUGAAGAUCCCUGCGACCAGCUUACGCUCCAUUCCCAUGGCUCAGUCUAUCAGCACCACUUGCUGGCAGAGAAAGUGACGAGAUCGGUUGGGCCAGAGCCGUUGCCGGACAUUGUUAUUAGCCUGCCAAAGAAAUUGAAGAUUGUGCCGGUCGCGGUUGCGGAGGUGCACACUCAAGCUGCUGGUUCCAUCAAGAUCACAGACCCGCAGGCUCAAGGCCCUUCCGCUACCGAGCUGACACAGGCCCUUUCGGAUGCCACUGCUGCGAAAUUCACCCCUCUGACUCUGGUCAUCGAAUUUGAGACUUCUCACGCACGGGAGACUCUGCACUUCGUCUCCGGCCGGGGACGGAGUGGUCGAUGGCCACACGCGUAUACACGGACGAAGCUGGGUCCAGGCGGCGCCUCGCCGUUGUUUCCGUGUGUGGACCAAAUCAACAGUCGAUGCACGUGGGACAUUUCUAUAAAAUGUCCGAGGACGGUCGGCGAUGCUAUUGACCAAGCUACGUCGGUCGAUAGCGGGCGGCGCAAUCGAGAGGCAUCUGCAAAGGAUUCAUCUCGCCAGAGCUUUGAAACAAAAGAGAUGAUUGUGGUCUGCUCGGGUGAGCUCACCGACGAGAUACUGGACAAGGGCGAUCCUACGACGAAGACCACGUCUUUCUCCUGCUCACAACAACUGGCGCCGCAGCAGAUCGGCUUUGCCAUCGGCCCGUUUGAGCGUGUAAACUUGAGCGAGCUCAGAGAUGCACAAGAGAUUGCCGAUAUCGGUCGCAAUGCCGUUGAGAUGUGGGCAUAUUGCUUACCUGGACGAUCAGAGGAGACCAAAAACACCUGCCUGCCAACGACCAAAGCCAUGGACUAUGUUGUCCAAAAAUACAUAUCCUGUCCAGUCAAAUCUUAUGCCAUGUGUUUUGUCGAAGACGCUCCAUCAGCCACGUCCAUCUUUGCGGGUGUGACAAUCUGCAGCACUCGAAUCCUGUACCCGGAACAGGUUAUCGACCCUGCGCAGGAAGUUACGAGAAAGCUAGUACAUGCCAUUGUCUCGCAGUGGAUUGGAGUCAAUAUUGUUGCCGAAAAUCCUCGAGACAAUUGGGUCAUUGUAGGAGGUGCCUACUUCAUCACCAACCUCUUUAUGAGAGAGCUCUGUGGGAACAACGAAUACCGGGCUUAUAUCAAGCGACAAGCAGACCGCGUUGUAGAGCUAGACUACGAACGGCCUUCAAUCUACGAAAUCGGCGCCUUUACUUACGUCGACCCGGCAGAGUCGGAAUUCUUGGCCACCAAAGCCCCAGUCGUGCUGUUUAUUUUGGAUCGCCGUAUCGCCAAAAAGGAGGGCACUUCCAAGAUGCCCGGAAUCCUGGCAAAGCUACUUACCAGGGCUCGGACGGGUGAUCUGGAGAACAAUGCGCUCUCGACGGAGUUGUUCCAAAAGACUACUGAACGGAUGGGUCACGAGAAGAUCGAUGACUUUCUGGCCCAGUGGGUUAAGGGGGCAGGAUGCCCUCGAUUUUUCGCCCAACAAAGAUUCAACAAGAAGAAGCUGGUCGUGGAGAUGAGCAUUCGACAAGAACAGGCUUCACGCGAAACUGUGCGCGACCUGGAUCCUGACAACUUCCUGCGGGACGCCCGGGACGACUUUUAUGGAGUGUGGCCUGCUACUGCCCAACAGGUAUUUACCGGGCCGAUGACGAUUAGGAUUCACGAAGCGGACGGAACUCCUUACGAACAUAUUGUGCAGAUCAAGGACGCUAACACUGUCAUGGAAGUUCCCUACAACACCAAAUACAAGCGCCUUAAGAGGAGCAAGAAGCAGAGGGCUCGAGCUAACACGAAAGCUGCGACGGAACAGGGUGAGGAAGAAAAUGACUCUCUCGUCUAUUGCCUGGGUGACGUACUGCAGACGGAAGAGGAAAUGACCAACUGGCGGAUAAAGGAGUGGACUACUGAUCAGGAAGACAAAAUGAAUGCCGAGUCGUAUGAAUGGAUCCGACUGGAUGCCGACUUUGAGUGGAUUUGCACUAUGAACCUUGCCAUGCCGGGGUACAUGUACGCGUCCCAGCUCCAGCAAGACCGAGAUGUUGUGGCGCAGAUCGAGUCGAUCCGCACGAUCUCAAGAUAUCCACCCGAUGCAACGACGUCUUCCAUUUUUAUCCGCACUCUGAUGGACCGGCGGUAUUUUCAUGGUGUCCGGGCCCUAGCCGCGAAAGCGCUUGUGAGGCAUGCUGCAGAAGAAGUGGACAAUAUAGGCUUGUUUCAUUUGAAAAAGGCCUACGAAGAACUGUAUUGCGUUACAGACCAAAGCUCAGCCUUGACGAGGCCGAACGACUUCUCGGACCAACUCUCAUACAUGCUGCAGUGUGAGAUAGUGGAAGCCAUCGCGAUGGUCCGGAACAGCCAGGGCCAUUCCCCAAAAGAAGUCAGAGACUUUUUGCUGGAGAAGCUAAAGUACAACGACAACUCGGCCAACGACUAUUCGGACGCGUUCUACGUCGCCCGGCUGAUGAAAGCGCUGACCGGCGCGGCAAUCGCACGACCCCGCUACAGCGAGUGGGACAUGGCCGAGAACUUUGAGAUCGAAGACGAGAUCCACGACCUGAGGGAGUUUGAGCGUCAGUUUCUGGACGAGAUCGACCGGUACCGGCGGAUGGACGAGUGGACGAGCUCGUACCAGAACCUGUAUUGCCGAACCGCGCUGGAGUGCCAGGCCAUGCUUGCAGCAAGCGGCAUCGGCCACUUCUCACCCUUGCAUUUCUUGCAGUACACCAGACCGGGAAACUACGAUAUGCUGCGGCAAACGGCCUACAAAGUCCUGGUCACGCCAAGGGUGUUCGAAGACCCCUCCAUCCUGCGGUACGUGCUGUAUUGCAUGGUAGCCGACCCAUCACCUUACAUCCGGCAAAGUCUCCAGCGCGCAUUCGGCAAGGUCCUGGGCAGACGAGCAAUCGGCGAGAAAACCAGCGCUGUGGCUCAACCAGCGGCCGAUUCUCUGAUCAUCGAAGGAGCCUCCGCCGGCGACGCCGACGAGGGGCCUUCCAAGCGGCAGGAGGAGCUGGCCAGGCGGCAGACCUUGGGGGGAGCGGUGAAGGCACUGAGGGAGGAUCUGGGCAGGAAUGGUCCUCUGAGAUCCGCACUGUGGCACGCCAUCUGUUACGACCAAAUCACUCUCGAAGAUCUGCAGACUCUACUUGACUUUUGCCGCUUAUUGUACGAGCCGGUCAACGAGGUCAAAGUCACGCUACGAAUGCCCCGGUACUGGAAGGUUCAGAAUCUAGGAAAGGGCAAACUCAAGUUCUCCGAGACGCGCAAAGUCCGCAACAAACCUGUGCCCAAGUGGCAGCCUCCACCACCUCCCACUGCAGUCUUGGGUGGCCCUCCUCGUCCUGCAUUACCUCAGCCGCGAUCAAGUAUUGGUGGAGGAAGUGGUCUGAAGCUGAAGUUGAAGGUGGGCGGAAGUAGUACAAACGACAGUCAUUCUGCAGGGCCGAAUCGUACACCUUCGGUUUCACUGCCGAAUCCGACCCCAACACCACCACCCCCGGUUGCCCAUCACGCUAAGCCAGCGCAGCAGCAAAAGCCUGCUCCUCAAAAACCGCAGACACCUAUCGGAGGACCGGGUCGUAUUACCCUAAAGAUUCCCAAGAGGCCGGCUGAGAAUGGAAGCUCUUCCCAACCUUAA